GCCAACGACAUGUACGUUCGACAGGUAACGUUGUUAGUUUUUCUGUGCUGUAUGAUGGCUGCGCUCGCGCGGCCUGACGGUGGCGAUAGCCCGCCUGUGCCUGGCCCUGGUCUUUCAUAUGGAGGAAUCCCGUACGGCAGCAUGAGCGGCAACGUCGCCGAAUUCUUCCGACAACAGGCGGCACCUAGUGGCAGAAGCGCGUACCGCCAGCAGUUUACCAAUACGCCUGGUGUCGACUUCGCCCCGAUUGAACAGUGGCUACGAUAGGUAGCGCUAGUGGUUUAUAGAUUUUAUGUUCGGGAACCAAAGUGACAGCUGUAGUGGUUAAGGGUGGUGCCACCUGUCUAAAUUCUUUGUUUUGUCAAUUUGUUUGUUCGGUGUCUUGCGUCUCAUAUUUUGCUUAGUGAGAUAGUGAGAUGCACAGACAUUGGACCAAGAUAUUGGACAGAUGGAAUACCACCCUAAGCUAUGACUCAGGGUAGUCAGGGUUCCUCAAUUUUCUAAAAUAAAGAAUAAUCAGACACUGUGAUAAUAAAUUUAUAGUGCAUAUUUAUAAAAAUAAAAUAAUAUUCCGACGAGCUUUCCUUUUUAAA
This is a messenger RNA of Cydia splendana, 593 nucleotides long. RefSeq lists its product as uncharacterized. The record is from RefSeq and is a predicted model, not a curated record. The transcript has 3 exons. The coding region runs from base 10 to 267 and encodes 85 amino acids. Lineage: Eukaryota; Metazoa; Arthropoda; Insecta; Lepidoptera; Tortricidae.